Tilletiaria anomala UBC 951 is the source of this 3610-nucleotide messenger RNA. RefSeq lists its product as uncharacterized. Gene Ontology annotation, molecular function: RNA binding. The transcript has 2 exons. The coding region runs from base 181 to 3600 and encodes 1139 amino acids. NCBI's taxonomy places the organism in Eukaryota, Fungi, Basidiomycota, Exobasidiomycetes, Georgefischeriales, Tilletiariaceae. The record is from RefSeq and is a predicted model, not a curated record. Gene Ontology annotation, biological process: mRNA 3'-end processing by stem-loop binding and cleavage. Gene Ontology annotation, cellular component: mRNA cleavage and polyadenylation specificity factor complex.
ACUCGUCCCAAUACGUGAGCCGUUCUCUCCAUUUCCGGUUUGACUACAAGAGAGAAGGUGUUCAGGUUCCUGGCCCUUGGUGAGGCUGUCUGCCGGACACUGGGGUCGCUUAGCGGGCUCUGCAAGAUAUAACAACGUGCUCUAGGAGUAACUUGCUCAGCGAGGCGAUCCUCAGACUAGAUGAUCACGUUCACACCGCUGAGUGUGCCGUACGCUCCCUCGCCCUUAAAUGACCACAGAGUUAAGGGAAAUGCGAGGGAUAACCAAAGAUGCGAGGGUUCCAGUGGGGCGACCGUCAAGAUCGGUAAUGGGCCCGAAAUUGAGCGGCCCCAGGCACUCGCCUACUUGCUCGAGCUGGAUGAUAUCAAGGUUCUCAUUGACUGUGGGGGAACGGAAGACUUCAGUUUCCCUAAGGCGUCUCCGAACUCUCUGAGAGAUGGUCAAGCAAAGCGCAUGGAAGUAGAUGAAGGAUCCGAAGAGGGCGAGCAAGACAUCUGGGAGGGCAAGGUCACCUCGCCAGAUCUUCAAUCUUCCUCGCUCGACACUGUUCUAUCUCGCAUCGGAGCAUCGAUCGACUUGGUUCUCCUUUCCCACUCAACUCUCGCUCAUCUCGGCUCUUUAGCAUGGGCUCGAAGCCACUAUGGACUGACCUGUCCCAUCUUUGCAACCUUACCGACCCAGACUAUGGGUAGACUUACUGUGCUGGAAAUGGUUCAGUGCCUUCGCGAUGCGACGGAUGUUGAUCUCGAAAUGCGGCUCGCUGCUGAGAUUGACGCGGGUAAAAUUCAUGCAAAAGAGAAUGAUCAGGCAACCGCAAUGGGUUCCAAUGAGCGACCGGAGGCCCCACUCACCUCAAAGCCACCACGGACGCCCCUUAGCGCCUUGCAUCCGGGUGGCGCAUUCCCUUUUCUCGAAGACGGGUCGCAUCUCUCGGCACUUGGCGCGGCAGGAGGGAUGGCAGAGCCAGAUGAGGAAGUGGAGGAAGCGGCGAUCAAAUCAUCUGCAGACAAGGCACUUGCAUACCUCCUCGAUGCUGAUGGUUCCAAGCUUUUGACUCUACGUCAAUCCCUUGCCACAUCGACCGUCCGCCGACGCGUGCCGACAGUCGAGCAAGUUGAGCAGACAUUCGAUUCCAUUUCCACCCUAAGAUACCUGCAGCCAUACCAUUUCUCGCACGGCAAUCUUGCGGGCCUGACUCUAACUGCAUAUAACGCGGGUCACUCGCUCGGAGGUACGGUAUGGAAGCUUCGAAGUCCAAGUCAAGGAACGAUCGUCAUCGCCAUGGAGUGGAACCACAAUCGUGAACGGCACCUGGACGGCAGCGCACUCUUGUCCACUUCUGGCGGCGUGGGGUCAAACACUGGCGCGAGUGGUCAAAGCGGUUCCGUUGGGGGAUCAGGUUCAUCUGCAGAAGCACUGCGACGGGCAGAUCUCAUGAUCACGUCCGUCCAGCGAGGCCUCAUAACCAACAUCAGGCGCAAAGACCGCGAUGCAGCUAUUCUCGACAUCGUUCAUCGUACAUUACAAGCAGGUGCCUCCGUUUUAUUCCCCAUCGAUCCAUCCGCCAGGCUCCUGGAACUGCUCGUCCUGCUUGAUCAACACUGGGCUUACGCCUACAGUCAUGCUCGUUUCCCGCUUUGUCUGGUCAGUCACACGGGCUCAGAAGUGAUCGAGCGUGCUAGGACGCUCAUGGAAUGGAUGACUCGCGAAUGGGCGACUGUCGCCACUGGUGCGGGCGCGAAUGCAGAAGCGGAAGGCGUCGAAGGGCAAGAUGGUGAUCCAGGACUCAAGAACAAUACGCAACGGAAAGGGAAUGAUCGGAGAGCUAGGGAGCGAAUGCAGAAGGAAGGUCCCGCAGCACCUUUAGAUUUCAAGUACCUACGCAUUUUCUCUUCCCUUGAGGCUAUGAAUAAUGCCAUUCCUCCUGGGCAGGCACGUGUCGUCCUGGCCGUACCGCCAUCGCUCACCUGUGGUCCCGCCCGCAAACUCGUUGCUACGUUCUCGCAGAACCCGCAGGAUGUCAUCCUCCUAACGCAACGCGGCGAGCCCGGCAGCUUGACACGAUGGCUUUGGAACGAAUGGCACAAGCGCCAGCAACCAGCUGCCAAGCUGGGAAGGGGAAAAGUCGGUCAGGUCAUCAAGACAUCAGAACUGACAGGAGACUCUGCGAUAGAAUCACAUGAAUUGGAGAUCCAGAGAAAAAUCUCGCUGAAUGAAGAGGAGCUCAAAGUGUACGAGGAUGCCCUCCAAGCAGCAAAAACUAAGGCUGCACAGCGACGCGCGCUGGCCGCCCGCUCCCGGAGACGACUUGAGGCUGAUGAAGAUGAAGACUCAGACGACGACUCGGACGCUGACGAGAAUUUCGGCAACGAUGAAUUCGGGGCUUUGCCGAGCGCGACUCGUGGUGCUUCAGGAGGAGCCGGUGGCCUUGGUCGCAAGCGAGACUUUGACUCGGCAUUUGAAGUUAGCGGCGCGGUUGAUCGCGGCGCCAUGGGCGACAGUCUUUCGGCUGAGGUCUCCUUCGAUAUCUACUUGAAGGGUGAUGCGUCGAAAGUGACGUCCUUCUUCGGCUCCAGGCCUGAUAAAGGCGAAGGAGAUGGAGCUGCUGAGGCAGGUGUCAGGUACAGGAUGUUCCCAUUCGUUGACAAGAAGCGGCGCAUCGACGCUUAUGGGGAGACGAUCGAUGUCAAUCGCUGGUUGAGCAAGAAGAAUGAGCUCGAGGCAAACCAGGCCGAAGGAAAAGCGGAUGAAGAAGCGCUGGAGGCCCAGCGCAACCGGGCAUGGGCCCAAAAGGGAACUCAAGACGGCCAGCCAUCUAAAUUUGUCGUCGACAAGGUCCAGCUUCAUUUGCAAUGUCACCUUGCUUUUGUCGAGAUGGAGGGUCUCAACGAUGGUCGAGCGCUGAAGACUGUCCUUCCGCAAUUGCUCCCGCGAAGACUCAUCAUGGUUGACGGGGAUGCAGCCACACGUCGAGACAUGCGCAGCUCUUUGCAGUCCGUCAAGGCCAUGUCGAAGGAGCUCUGGGCGCCGCUUCUUGGCUUCUCAGUGUCCAUCGGAGAGUCGACAGUGGCACUCACCGUCAACCUUGGCGACAACUUGAUGAAGAGCAUCCGGCUCAGCCAAUUUGAAGACUUUGAGAUUGCUUACUUGAGAUCUGUCUUUAAGAUCAGCGAAGAGAGCUCUCUCCCUACGCUCAACAGUGUCGAACAGCAGACAGCAUCAGCUGGAAGGUCAGACGAAGGUGCUCAAAUUGAAGAAGGGGCUGAGGGAGAGGAGCCGGGCGAGUUUAAAGCUUCGCCGGAAGAACCCGUCAGGGUUGCGAGCAAGACAAUCCUACCCACUAUCUUCGUCGGUGACCUAAGACUUUCGGGCCUUAAGUCGCAUCUGGCAGGCAAGAUGGGAAUGCCGGCCGACUUUGCCGGCGAGGGCCUGUUGGUGUGUGGUCUUAAGCCAGGCAGCACCGACAGUUGCUCUGCAACCACAGUCCAAAAGGCAGGCCAAGGUAGAAUCGUCAUUGAAGGCAACAUCGGGCAAAACUUCUAUAAUGUCCGUGAACAGGUGUACUCAUUACAUGCUCAGAUCAGCAGCAAUGCAGCUUGAGAAUGGAUGG